UUUUUUUUUUUUUUUGCUACAACGAAAAGCAAACUGUUUUUUUUUCUUUUCUGAGCUAGUGUGUUGUAUCUUGACAUGUUCCCUUGCAAUAUCCCUAUCGUUAUAUAUUCCUCUGUGCCGUAUGAAUUGGCUGGGAAUCUCCUGCAACCCCUCCUCAAACAACCAUGUGAAUUUCCAAACCAACCAAUGCGUGACGCCGGCUGCUGCGCUGGUUUGAAAUCUGAUUGGCUGGUGAAUGAUGAAUUCCCUGUCUGCCCGGGCCAGCAGCGGAGUCGACCGAGCAGCAGAAGGGCCAAGAGUGUGGAAGAUGACGACGAGGGGCAUCUGAUCUAUCGCGUCGGCGACUGGCUACAAGAAAGAUAUGAGAUCAUUAGCACCCUAGGAGAAGGCACAUUUGGCCGAGUGGUGCAGUGCGUGGAUCACCGGAGGGGUGGUGCACGUGUUGCACUCAAAAUCAUAAAGAACGUGGAGAAGUACAAGGAGGCUGCGCGGCUGGAAAUCAACGUGCUGGAGAAGAUAAAUGAGAAGGACCCAGAGAACAAGAACCUCUGCGUGCGGAUGUUCGACUGGUUCGACUACCACGGCCACAUGUGCAUCUCUUUUGAGCUGCUGGGGCUCAGCACGUUCGACUUCCUGAAGGAUAACAACUAUCUGCCUUACCCCAUCCACCAAGUGCGGCACAUGGCCUUCCAGGUGUGCCAGGCAGUGAGAUUUCUACAUGACAAUAAGCUCACCCAUACAGACCUCAAACCUGAGAACAUCCUCUUUGUGAGCUCUGACUAUGAGCUCACCUACAACUUGGAAAAGAAGCGGGAUGAGCGGAGUGUGAAGAGCACAGCCAUCAGGGUGGUGGAUUUUGGCAGCGCCACGUUUGAUCACGAGCACCACAGCACGAUUGUCUCCACCCGGCACUACCGGGCCCCGGAGGUCAUCCUAGAGCUCGGUUGGAGCCAGCCCUGUGAUGUGUGGAGCAUUGGCUGCAUCAUCUUUGAGUACUAUGUGGGCUUCACCCUGUUCCAGACCCACGACAAUCGGGAGCAUCUAGCCAUGAUGGAAAGGAUUCUGGGGCCAAUUCCUUCUCGCAUGAUCCGGAAGACCAGGAAGCAAAAGUAUUUCUACCAUGGUCGCCUGGACUGGGAUGAGAACACUUCUGCAGGCCGCUAUGUCCGUGAGAACUGCAAACCACUGCGGAGGUACCUGACCUCAGAGGCUGAGGACCACCACCGCCUCUUCGACCUCAUCGAGAGCAUGCUGGAGUACGAGCCAUCCAAGCGCGUCACCCUGGCCGAGGCACUCAAGCACCCAUUCUUCGACGUGCUGAAGAUGGAGCUGAGCACAAAGGUGUGGGACUCUAGCCGAGACAUCAGCCGGUGACACUGCUGACACCAGCGUGCCCUCAGGUUCUAGCCCCUGUGGAGGCCUGCGUGAUUUGUAUCAGACACUUGGUGCUUUUUUAUACAAGAAAGACUCCUGGACCCUUUUGUUACUGUGUAAAGCUGUUAAUAUGUGAGAUACUGUACAUAGCCCAUAUUCUAUAUUAGCCUCCGAGCCGUGGGCCUGACUUGCUGCUGCUGCUGCCGCCGUUGCCCUAAAACAUGGGGCCUGUAUGUCCAUGAUGUAAAUACUUUUCUUCACAUGUUGCUUUGUCUCUGGUCCUCAUCCCCUGCCCCCCAGAGUGUGAAUACCCCGGGGCUCCUGGCUGCCUGUAGCUCUUCCUUUCCUUGUAAGUUAUGAAGCUGGUGGGAUUGCAUGGGAAUUAUUUUUUGGAUCGAUGUCAUAGCCCAUCCCCACACCAGAGUUUUAUAAGAAUUUUGUACAGUCUUUGUGAAAAUAAAUAUGAAGUGACUUAACCUUC
This is a messenger RNA of Gavialis gangeticus (Gharial), 1855 nucleotides long. It is a transcript of the gene CLK2, whose product is annotated as CDC like kinase 2. Gene Ontology annotation, biological process: regulation of RNA splicing; protein phosphorylation. The record is from RefSeq and is a predicted model, not a curated record. The transcript has 10 exons. Bases 76 to 1374 code for a protein of 432 amino acids. Gene Ontology annotation, molecular function: protein tyrosine kinase activity; ATP binding. Gene Ontology annotation, cellular component: nucleus. NCBI's taxonomy places the organism in Eukaryota, Metazoa, Chordata, Crocodylia, Gavialidae.